UUGGCAGCAAUGAUGGACGGAUAAUUAUAAGUAACGAUUUUUUUAGGUUACCUCGUAUACUCCGCAUAAACCAGCAUAACUUGGCUCGAGCUCUACGUCCGCAAGAUAUUGACGAAAUGUCCAGGAGAAAUCCCGGGGACGAUUAUAGAAAAGGGUCAAGUGUCUACAGAACCGAGGACAGGAGAGAGGAUGACAGAGGUAGGGACCGCUCGCCACUUAGAGCCGAGGAACGUUACGACGUGGACGAUUGCGAUCAAUCAGAUGUGAAGAAACAGAAAUUGGCGUUUGGCUUUGGAAAGAAGACUGGUAAUGAGCAGAAGAAAGGAAUUCAAAUUAAAUUAGGUUCUGUCUCCAAGUCAACUGUGAAAGCAGCACCAGUACAAAAACCAACAGUGGCUUCGGUGUUCAACGCGGAUGACGACGAUGACGAACCGGAAGAGAUGCCGGCAGAGGCAAGGAUGAGGAUGCGAAAUAUCGGGCGUGAAACGCCGACGUCGGCCGGGCCAAAUUCGUUUGGCAAGACAAAACAAGGAUUCUGCGAUUCAAAAAAGAUAUUCGAGAAAACGCUCAAAAAGGCAAUGGAGGAGGCGAACAAAUGAUUUUGCAUGUAUAGACAUAAGAGAAUGUGUGUAUACUGAAAAAAUUACUUGUACAUUAAUUUUUAAUCUAAUAAUUAGAAACUUUGUUCUUGCUGAAGACAAUUGCAAGUAUUUUUUAUGAAAUGUAAGUAACUCCUUGAUCAGAAUUCAAAUUUAAAGUUUCGCUUCAAAACUAAAAGGAAUAUUAGCUACAUAUGCAUAUUAUGUAUAAUAAAUCUAUAAAUUAUACUCCCACUCUGCGUUUGGCGAUUCUGAGUUUUCCUAUGUAAUAUCAAAUAUAUAUAUAUAUAUAUAAAAUAGAUUAAUAUUUAUAAAUAUACAUAGUUCAUUAUGAACUCUAUCAAUUUGCGAUAAAAUAUUGUCUUUCUUUCGAAAUAAUAAAAAUAAUAUUGAAUGAA
Monomorium pharaonis (pharaoh ant) is the source of this 997-nucleotide messenger RNA. RefSeq names its product PEST proteolytic signal-containing nuclear protein. The record is from RefSeq and is a predicted model, not a curated record. Gene Ontology annotation, cellular component: nucleus. The transcript is spliced from 3 exons. Lineage: Eukaryota; Metazoa; Arthropoda; Insecta; Hymenoptera; Formicidae. Gene Ontology annotation, biological process: proteasome-mediated ubiquitin-dependent protein catabolic process; protein ubiquitination. Bases 117 to 599 code for a protein of 160 amino acids.